Molecule: messenger RNA, 891 nt
Organism: Acytostelium subglobosum LB1
Lineage: Eukaryota; Evosea; Eumycetozoa; Acytosteliales; Acytosteliaceae
Exons: 4
Source: RefSeq, a predicted model, not a curated record
AUGAGCGGUACAUAUUGUAUAAAUGGAACAAGUAUGCCAGAUACUAUGAAUGAUUUCAAGAGUAUAAUGGUACCAAUGAAUACAGGUGGAGUAGUCAUUGGUGUAAUACUUAUAGUUGGAAGUAUAUUAUCAACAGUACCACAACAUUAUAAUAUUAUAAAGUCAAGGUCAACCACUGGUUUAAGUUACCUCUGGAUGUACCUUGGUAAUAUCAAACAAUUCACUGGCGCUAUCAAUAUAUUUAUGUUAAAGUAUCCUCAAGUUGAUGCAUGUCGAGUACUUGGAUUCAUGGAGUGUGCGCCUUCAAUACUAUCAAUAUUCCAGGUGUUCUCAUUCUUUGCAUUCACAUUUCCUUUAUAUAUAUUAUAUAUUAUAUUUACACCUUUGGACUUGAAGAAAAUUGUAAAAGAGAAAGGAGAUAAAGAAGAAGAUGAAUAUAGAAGAGGAAAAAUAUUCUUUGGAAUCCUUUUAGUAUUCAUAUUAAUAAUCUCAGUACUCACUUCUAUAUUCAUGUUCCUGCUUGGACCAUGUCAUCAAAGAGCCUACAUAUUCGCUUACUCCAUUGGAAUGGUAUCAACUGUGAUCACAUUCAUACAAUGGCUACCCCAAAUAUAUAAGACAUUCAGAGAUAAGACAGUUGGUACUUUCUCGAUAAUGAUGUUAAUCAUUCAAUUCCCUGGAAAUGUAUUGAUGACAUAUUUCUUGAUAUUCGUAUCACAUGAGAGUGUAUCUACUUGGCUAUCCUAUGUUAGUACAACUUUACAAGUUGCAAUUCUUUUGGUACUUCUAUUAUAUUAUCACUUCAAGAAUAAGAACUUAAGUGACAAUAUAGCCAUGGAGAAUACUAAAAUAUCAAAGGUGGAUAUAAGUGUCUACCAAUCAACAACUUUG